AUGGAUCCCACUGCUAAAGCAGGCGCUGCUGCAGCUGCCGCAACCGCGCCAGAGGCGACCGCGCCGACACCACCCGCGACGACAACGACGGCCGCCGCCGCACCACCACCAGAGCAACAGCAACAACCCACGCAGGCGCAAACCUCCACGGUCCCAGUUGCGCAGCCACCCGCGCAAACAACGCAGCAGCGGCAGCAGCAGCAGCAGCAGCAAAGACCUCCUGCCGUCCGGCCGCGUGACCGGUUCUAUCAGCAGUCACUCGGUGGAUCGCUAAAUGCCACUGUCAAGAAGCACUCAUUCAACGACGGCGUCCGUUCAAUUCGCGCCCUCUGGAUCGACGCGGAAAUGGCGUCGCCUUUACUUAAGGAUUCAAUGGAGCUAACCGCAAUCACACAGGCACGCGUUUUGAUGGUCGGCGCUGGCGGUAUCGGAUGCGAACUACUCAAAAAUAUUGUGCUCACUGGCUAUGGCGAAAUCCACGUCGUCGAUCUCGAUACAAUCGAUCUGAGCAACCUCAACCGACAAUUCCUCUUCCGACGCGAGCACAUCAAGAAGUCUAAGGCUCUGGUAUGGUCCCUGGCGCUGCGAUGCCAUGUGGCCAAGGACGCAGCACAGCCCUUCAACCCCAAGGUCAAGAUCGUUGCGCACCACGCGAACAUAAAGGAUUCCCAGUUCAGUGUGAAAUGGUUCCGGGACUUUAACAUCGUUUUCAAUGCACUGGACAACCUCGAGGCCAGACGGCACGUCAACAGAAUGUGCCUGGCUGCGGAUGUCCCCCUGAUCGAGAGCGGCACGACUGGGUUCAACGGCAAUGUUCAGGUCAUCAAGAAGGGAAUUACCGCAUGCUACGACUGCACCACUAAGGAGACGCCCAAGUCCUUCCCGGUCUGCACCAUCCGAAGCACGCCGAGUCAGCCCAUCCACUGUAUUGUCUGGGGCAAGAGCUACCUGCUUAACGAGAUUUUCGGAACGAGCGAAGACGAGUCCGCGUUCGACAACUCAGCCGAUGCCGAGAAUGCCCAAGAGAUUGAGGAACUGAAGAAGGAGGCCGCCGCCCUCAGAGCGAUUCGCGAAUCACUGGGCACCGAAGCCUUUCCUCAGCUUCUAUUCGACAAGGUAUUCAACACGGACAUCGUGCGAUUGGCGUCUAUGGAGGACAUGUGGAAGUCCAGACGCAAGCCGGAGGCCCUCGACUACAAGGCCCUUUCGGACCAGUCGAAGGACGCCCUUGCCUCGAAGGAGGAUAUUCUCAAGGACGGACAGAACGUGUGGACACUGGAGCAGAAUUUCGCAGUUUUCGUCGACAGCCUGGAUCGGUUGAGCAAGCGCAUGCAGGAGCUGAAGAAGGCUCAUCAAGACGCAUCCGAUCCGGGUCCUAUAAUCACAUUCGAUAAGGAUGACGAGGACACGUUGGAUUUCGUAACGGCCAGUGCCAAUAUUCGAUCAACCAUAUUCGGCAUCGAGCGCAAGUCUCGUUUCGAUAUCAAGCAGAUGGCUGGCAACAUCAUCCCAGCCAUUGCGACGACCAAUGCAAUUGUUGCGGGACUCGUAUAUCAGACGAGCGUAUUCGUCGACCUGUCUAGAGCCACGCUCAAGGAUCUUGUCGAAGACUUUGUUCGUCUGGAGCUUGGGUACGGCGAUAAGGAGUUCGCCGUGAAUAACGACGCAGGUCCGCUUUACGACCCAGAUGAGACGGAAAACCUGCCCAAAAAGCUCAGCGACCUUGGCAUCAACGAAGAUACCUUCCUCACCGUUAUCGAUGAGGACGAUGAAGAGCCCUUUGUCAAUGUCGUCAUCAGCAUCCUGGAAUCCAAGGAGUCCUUAGGAGACAAGCCUGUCAAGGGCUUGAUUGCGGAUCAGAAACCCAUGAUCCCUCGCAAGCCCAAGAAGGAGACCCUAGUGGAGUCGAAUGGUACAAGCGAGCAGAAUGGCAAGCCUACUGUCGACGCUGAAGGAGAAUCGGCAAACCUCAAGCGGUCUCGGUCGGACGACGGCGAUGGGCCAAGUGAAGCGAAGAAGGUCAAGGUUGCCACGACAAGCAGCGACGACGUGGUCAUUGUGGAUGAUUCGACAGGUGGAGCAAUCGUCAUCGACGACGACUGA
Molecule: messenger RNA, 2103 nt
Organism: Colletotrichum higginsianum IMI 349063
Lineage: Eukaryota; Fungi; Ascomycota; Sordariomycetes; Glomerellales; Glomerellaceae
Product: ThiF family protein
Exons: 5
Coding region: 1-2103 (700 amino acids)
Biological process (GO): protein sumoylation
Cellular component (GO): cytoplasm; SUMO activating enzyme complex
Molecular function (GO): SUMO activating enzyme activity
Source: RefSeq, a predicted model, not a curated record